GGGACGUCAUAUGAUGGGGACGGGAUUCAACGUGACAAACAACCCGACAUCGUCUUGCAGCUUGGAAAGGGCUGUCAUGCCAACAAGAAAGUGUCAAGCCAACUUCCACUUCUCCUAUAUUUAUCGUACCUACCUAGGUAGCCCAAAUGAAUCAUCAGCGAUAUUUGUUUACUAUCCUGCUUCGUCCUUGCCGCCGUGAUGCUACGAUAAUACGACGAUGACAUUGAACAACAACACGCGUCGAUAGGGGAAGACAUCCCGAUACCCUAUGUCACUUGGCGUUACAAUUAUCACCAUUCUUUACAGUAUUGUUUUUAUAAUAGCCCUAUUAUUCCUUAUCUGACAACAUGGAGGACGCCGGUGGUGACAAUGUGGAGGAACCUCUCCAAGAGGUCGAUGAGCAAUACAAGGCCUCACUUCCCAAGCGUAUGGGAGAGGACCAAGCUCAUCGAGACCCUAGUCGAUGGUGGUUUGCCUCGGCUGCCUUUCCCAUGGUCGCAGGCACACUGGGGCCCGUUGCAAGCGCCUUCAGUAUCUGUGCCCUCGUCCGACCAUGGAGACAAAACUACACCAAAGGAGCCGACAUCGACACCGCCACCUUCAUCAAAGACCCAGCCUGGCUGAUCGCCAUCAACGCUAUCCAGCUCGCCAUUGCGCUAACUUCCAACCUGGCCUUGCUCCUCAACAUGACCAGGAGACUCCGGUUCUCCAUCGCUCAACCUGUCACGAUAGUCGGAUGGUACCUCUCAUCCAUAUGCCUGAUAGCACUCGCGAGUACAACGGCCGGACCGCUGAGACCGGAGAAUAACGACUUCAUUUGGUCCCAAGCGUACUUCUACGGCAUCUACGCGGCAGUCCUGUACUUUGUUGUCGCCUCGCUCAUGGUUGUUACCGUCUGGGCCUCGCAAAAGGGGCACUACGAGAAGGAUUUCAUGCUCACACCCAGUCAGAGGACACUGAUGUUACAGACCAUCUCGUUCCUCAUCUACCUCCUCAUCGGUGCCCUUAUCUUCUCCAACACCGAAGGGUGGAACUACCUUGACGGCGUGUACUGGGCGGCCGUGACGCUCUUUACCGUGGGAUUUGGCGAUCAGAACCCUACCUCCACUCUCGGAAGGGGUCUUCUCUUCCCAUACUCCCUGGUCGGCAUUAUCAGUUUGGGUCUCGUCAUUGGAUCCAUCCGCAGUCUGAUGCUAGAGCGCGGCAAGAGAAGACUUGAUGCACGCAUGGUGGAAAAACUGAGACACCGCGUGCUAAGGAAAAUGGCCAAGAAGGGCAAGGAUGGAAUACUUACACCCAUAAGGAAUGCAAACUCCGAUUCCCCUGAACUGUCUUCCAGCUCCGGUCUCACUGAAUUUGAACGGCGACAAUCGGAGUUUGAGCUGAUGAGAAAGAUCCAAAAGCAGGCGGCUCAUAGGCAUCGCUGGAUUGCUAUGGCUAUCUCUACAAGCACAUGGUUGGUCUUGUGGCUGGUUGGCGCCAAGAUCUUCAUGGAGUGUGAGCGCCAGUAUCAGCAAUGGACCUACUUCGAUGCCUUUUACAUGUCAUAUGUCAGUCUGACAACCAUCGGAUACGGAGAUAUCACACCAAUAUCCAACGCCGGAAAGUCCUUUUGGGUCUUCUGGGCACUUCUCGCUCUUCCGACUAUGACAGUCUUAAUCUCUAAUGCAGGAGAUACCAUUGUGAAGGGCAUCAAAGACGCCACGGACAAAGUGGCUACCGUCACCAUUCUUCCUAGCGAGCGGGGCUUCAAGGGCGAGUUCAAGGCGGCGUUUAACGCCCUUUCCCAUGGAAAGCUGUUUACCGAGGAUAUCGAGGAGUCGCCACCAGGAAUACUUGGAGUCUCACAACGCCAUAGGUACAGCAGCGAAGAGGACGAUGACGAGGGUGAGCUAGCUCGGGAUCAAGCAGAUCUUGAUGCCGAAGGCGCAAACACGGGUCCGAGAAAACAGAAACAGGCGAAGAAUGCAAGAGACGAAGAGAGUCAUAAGAGGCGAGUGGAGGGUAACGCAGCCGAAGAGGACAGCGGCGAUCGUCCUGAUCGAACAGUUCGCUUCGAUGACUCCUCUACUACGUCAGGGAAGAAGGGAUCGAACGGCCGGUCAAAGAAGAUGGGAAACACGGAUGACGAGGAGAACCCGUACGAUAAGAACUCGAACUCAACUUCUCAGCUCCCCAGAAUGACGCGUGCCGUCUCAAUACCACGCCAGGACUUGCCCCAAACCCCCACGGACCCGGCCGAGUACCACCUCACGCUGAUCGAAGAGAUUGGGCGAGUAACGCAACACCUGAAGAGCCAUCCUCCGCGGAAGUACACUUUUCAGGAGUGGGCAUGGUACCUGCGGCUCAUCGGAGAGGACGAGAGCGACGCAGCUAAGCACCGCAAGCCUUACACCCAUCUUCGUAGGAGUAAGGAUGAACUGGAGGGGAAAGAACGGGGGAGGUGGAGCUGGGUCGGCAGCAGGAGCCCGUUGAUGAGCUCUCAGGAGGAAGCUGAGUGGAUCCUGGAACGGCUGAUCGAGACGCUGGACGAUGAGCUCAGGGGUGUCAAGGCCGCGAGAAGGAAAGAUGGGAUGAAGAAUCGGAGGGGUUAACAAAUGGAAAUCCUCGUUCUGGGUCUUCAGAUGGCGUUUCAUUAUAAUUACGGGGGCAGUAAUUACUAAAAAUGAACCCCAAGAUGGCGAAUGUCACGGUUGGUACCUUCUCUGGUAGCUGCUGUCUGAAGAGCAGGCCAAGAUAUUUCUUUCCUUUUCCGGAUGACUAACUGCCUCUUGCUCCCGCUCUUGCUACUGGGCUAAGACAGCAACAGCUCAGACGACACAAGAGCACCUCCUUCCCGAGCUGAGUCUGGAACGGGAAUG
This is a messenger RNA of Neurospora tetraspora, 2861 nucleotides long. RefSeq names its product voltage-gated potassium channel. Gene Ontology annotation, molecular function: outward rectifier potassium channel activity; potassium ion leak channel activity. NCBI's taxonomy places the organism in Eukaryota, Fungi, Ascomycota, Sordariomycetes, Sordariales, Sordariaceae. Gene Ontology annotation, biological process: stabilization of membrane potential; potassium ion transmembrane transport. The record is from RefSeq and is a predicted model, not a curated record. The transcript has 3 exons. Gene Ontology annotation, cellular component: plasma membrane. Bases 348 to 2594 code for a protein of 748 amino acids.